AUGGCGUCUCCGGCCCAGGAACGUCUGCUCAAAGCUAAGCCAGAGUUCUAUCAGCAACCUCUUCAGCAGGACGAGUUGCAUGCGGCAGAAACUAUCUUAUGGAGGCAGGCUCAACACGAUGGAUUCCCGGAGGAAGUGAGGACGCUCGAAAGAAGCCGGGACAGAAAACCGGAACAAACUCCGGAUCGAAUUGUUAAAACCAGCCCCGUCUACAAGCUGUGUCCAAUUCUUGACACUGAAAAUGUUAUGCGCGUUUGUGGUAGAUUGCAGUAUGCGGACAGUGCUUCUUUCGACGUUAAACACCCCGUUAUACUGCCUAAAAAUCACGCGGUGACCGAUAAACUGAUUCUCUUUUACCAUGAAAAGCUCGGCCAUGGUAAUCGAGAGACAGUGUUCAAUGAACUGCGCCAGCGAUUCCACAUCCCCAAGCUGCGGUCGGCGAUAACGAAGGUAGCGAAAUGUUCUAUGUGGUGUCAAGUUAACCGUUGUCAACCACAAGUACCUAUGAUGGCGCCUCUGCCUGUACAACGCGUGACGCCACGAUUUCGCCCGUUCAGUUCGGUAGGCGUGGACUACCUGGGACCCGUGGAAGUAUCCGUAGGUCGGCGAUGUGAAAAAAGAUGGGUGGCGCUUUUCACCUGUUUAGUGGUGCGCGCAGUCCACCUCGAAGUAGUGCACAGUUUGACAACGCAAUCGUGCCAAAUGGCGAUCCGGCGGUUCAUGACCGACAGGGGAGUGCCGGAUGAAAUUUUCUCCGAUAAUGGCACAAAUUUCAAAGGAGCGAAAAAUGAAUGGGAGAAAAUGCAACGAGUAGAAUAUGAAUGCGCAGAAACCGUUACCAGUCCAACGAUGAAGUGGAACUUUAUUCCCCCAGGUACCCCGCACUUGGGCGGUAUUUGGGAACGCAUGGUGCGAUCGGUGAAGGAGAUAUUGCGGACGCUGGAAGACGGUCGAAAGUUGACGGACGAGGUCCUACAGACAUCUUUGUCUGAAGCAAAGGACAUGAUCAAUUCUCGUCCUUUGGUUUAUCUGCCUCAGGACUCGGAAAAAUCCGAGGCAAUUACACCAAAUCAUUUCCUUCAUGGUGUUGUAAAGGGGACGGACCUGGCCGUGGACGGUUCUACGGACUUCGCAGAGGCUCUGCGGAACGCGUAUAAGCGAUCGCAGCAUUUGACUGAUAAGAUGUGGGAGCGCUGGAUUAAAGAGUACUUGCCAACGUUGAAUAAACGACCAAAGUGGAUCGAAGACCGAAAACAAAUGGAGGUAGGAGACUUGGUAUUUAUCGUCGAUGGAAAACACCGGAAGCAGUGGAUCCGGGGAAUCGUCGAACAAGUUUUUUUGAGCGGCGAUGGCAGAAUACGGCAGGUAGAAGUUCGAACGGCUAAAGGUGUUUUCAAGAGAGCUGUGGCUAAUUUAGCGGUUAUCGAGAUUUCUGGUAAAUCCGGUACUUCCGGUGAUGGACCGGAACCGAAGUUACGGGCUGGGGUGUGCUGA
This is a messenger RNA of Sabethes cyaneus, 1494 nucleotides long. RefSeq lists its product as uncharacterized. Gene Ontology annotation, molecular function: nucleic acid binding. NCBI's taxonomy places the organism in Eukaryota, Metazoa, Arthropoda, Insecta, Diptera, Culicidae. Bases 1 to 1494 code for a protein of 497 amino acids. The record is from RefSeq and is a predicted model, not a curated record. The transcript has a single exon. Gene Ontology annotation, biological process: DNA integration.